UUGCAUGUUUCCUUUUUCACUUUUUGAGCAAUUUCUGUUGUCCUAAAUUCCCAUAAAUUUCAAGUGAAACAAAAAUGUGAAAAGUCUCCAUGAUCAACAGAUCAACCGAUUAAUUUUGCCUUUUUCUCAAUCUACAAAUCCUUCAUCGAAGCGAAAUUGAGAGAAUUGAAUUUGGGUCAUAUCAUUUGCAAUAUUUGAUCGAUCAUGUCUUUUUCAUUCUUCAAGCCGUCGAGGCCCAAAACCCCGCAAGAGGUAGCCAAGGCGAUCAAGGACAGCCUCAUGGCACUCGACACCAAAACCGUUGUUGAAGUUAAAGCCCUUGAAAAGGCUAUGGAAGAAGUUGAAAAGAAUUUUGUGACAAUGAGAUGCAUGCUUUCUGGAGAUGGGGAGGUUGAACCCAAUGUGGAUCAAGUCUUACAGCUGGCACUUGAAAUUUCGAAAGAGGGUGUUCUUUCUCUUGUUAUUCACAAAUUACCCAUACUGGGAUGGGAGGCAAGAAAGGAUUUGGUACACUGUUGGUCUGUAUUGUUGAAGCAAAAAGUUGACUCCGCAUAUUGCUGUGUGGAGUACAUUGAGAACCAUUUGGAGUUACUAGACUUUCUUGUAGUUUGCUAUGAUAACAAGGAAAUUGCUUUAAAUUGCGGAAAUAUGUUGAGGGAGUGCGUCAAAUUUCCAACACUUGCACAAUACAUAUUAAAGUCUGCUAGCUUUGUAUUGUUCUUCAAAUUUGUGGAGUUGCCCAACUUUGAUGUUGCUUCUGAUGCAUUUUCAACAUUUAAGGAUCUGCUUACAAAACAUGGAACAUUGGUAUCUGAAUAUUUGACUGCUCAUUAUGAUGAGUUCUUUGAUCUAUACGAAAAACUCUUGACAUCUUCUAAUUAUGUGACAAGAAGGCAAUCUUUAAAGCUUCUAUCGGAAUUUCUUUUGGAGCCUCCAAACUCCCAUAUAAUGAAGCGCUACAUUUUAGAAGUUCGGUAUUUGAAAAUCAUGAUGACAUUGCUGAAGGAUGCAAGCAAAAACAUUCAGAUUUCUGCUUUCCAUAUCUUCAAGGUUUUUGUUGCUAAUCCUAACAAACCAAGAGAAGUAAAGAUUAUUCUGGCAAAAAACCAUGAGAAAUUGCUGGAUUUGCUUCACAAUCUCUCAGGAAAAGGUGCUGAAGAUGAGCAAUUUGAAGAGGAAAAGGAACUAAUUAUUAAGGAAAUUGAAAGAGUAUCCAGGUUGCCAAUUCUUGAUCGCUAGGUACCUUCUCGUUGAUAUCUAUUCUAUUAAAUGCUAAUUCUGAGUGAUGAUCUUCCAUGGUGUGGAAACUGUCUGCUAAGGAUAGAAAGUUGCAUUUAAGGAUUAUCUGAGCCCCUGGUUUUAGAGGAUAUAUGAGAAAUUGCAAGCCCUUGUAAUAUCUUGUUAGAAGUGUCUCUGGAAAGGAUGGUAUUGUUGUACAAGGUGUGAAGAAAAUAUAACUAGAUUUGACUUCUAAGUGGCCAACAAAGGUGAUUGUAUGAGCAUCUGCCCACUCAUUGUGCUUUGGUAUAAUACCAUGUAAGUGUUGUAUGACCCGGUUCUGUAGCAUAAUUGAAGCAUAUUUCCCCUUAACAAGUAAAGGUUUGGUUUGUUAGUUCUUUGUCCUGGAAUCCUGUGAACAUUCUUCAGUGAUUGAGCAACAUGAUGGAAUUUGCUGUAUUGUUGGUA
This is a messenger RNA of Theobroma umbraticum, 1686 nucleotides long. Its product is annotated as Mo25 family protein. Gene Ontology annotation, molecular function: protein serine/threonine kinase activator activity. Gene Ontology annotation, biological process: intracellular signal transduction. NCBI's taxonomy places the organism in Eukaryota, Viridiplantae, Streptophyta, Magnoliopsida, Malvales, Malvaceae. The record is from RefSeq and is a predicted model, not a curated record.